UUUGGAAUUUGUUGUUGUUGUGUCGCAACAUGUCUCAAAACGUAAAUUAAAAAGAAAGUGCAAUGUUUUUGACUGGCCAAUCACCUGACCUCAAUCCAAUUGAGCAUGCAUUUCACCUGCUGAAGACCAGACUGAAGGCAAAUAACCCCCAAAACAAGCAGGAAGGAGCAGCAGUACAGGUACAUUCGCAAGUAACCUAACGAAUAAAGACGAUGAGUAAAGAUAGCGCAGUGGAUAUGAAGGACGUGGAGUUGAACGAGCUGGACCUGGAGAAGCAGCCUAUGACAGGUGGAGAGGUUGCGACAGGAGGAACCGAGAAGAAUGGCUUCGUCAAGGUGGAGGAGGCUGAUGUAAAAUUCACUGGUCUUUCAAAAGAGGAACUGAUGAAAGUCGCAGGGACUCCAGGAUGGGUCCGCACGCGUUGGAUUCUACUGGUUUUGUUCUGGCUGGGCUGGCUUGGGAUGCUGGCCGGAGCCAUUGUCAUCAUUGUCCAGGCUCCACGGUGCAAACCUAUCCCCAAAAUGGACUGGUGGAACGAAGGUCCCAUUUACCAGAUCUGGGAUGUGGAUGCGUUCUCUGGGGCAGAUGGCCUGAAAGGACUGGAGGAUAAAUUGGACAGCCUGGGCCAGCUGAAGGUGAAGGGACUUGUGUUGGGGCCUCUGCACACUGUCCAAUCAGACCAGCCAGAAACAGUGGACUUCAAAUCACUGGCCCCUGAGAUAGGAACAAAGGAGCAGUUUGAGAGCUUUGUGGGAAAGGCUCACAAGAAAGGAAUGUCAGUGGUACUGGAUAUGACCCCCAACUACCGUGGUUCCCAGCCCUGGUUUAAUGAAGUUAACGAUGUUACCCUGACUGCCGAGAAGCUCAAGGACGCCAUUCCAUACUGGUUUCAGAUUGGAGUGGAUGGGAUUCAGGUGGCGGGACUUGAUCAGGUUUCCAGUGAGGCUCCAGCAGCGUGGACAAGUCUGAGAGAAGUUAUCCAGGCCAACAGAACAGAAGGAGAAAAGAAUAAGGCUCUCAUAGGAUUGACGUCGAAAACCUCUGGAAUAGACGUGGCAGGCAUCUUGGAAGAUUCUGGAGUUGACCUGAUCCUCUCUGGGGUUUUGAAGUCGGGCGAGUCGGGCAGCGCUCGGGCCCAGGACAUCCAGCAGCUGUAUAUCGCGCAAAACCAAACCAGCCUGGCCUGGAGUCUGGGGGGCCGGAACGACGGACACCUGGCCACCCUCGUCGGGGCCAAACUGGUCCGGCUUUACCAGCUGCUCCUGUUCACCCUGCCAGGAACUCCAGUCUUCAGCUAUGGAGAUGAGAUCGGCCUGAUGGAACAGGGGGGUACACCAUUCCCUAAGAUGCUGUGGGACUCAAGUGAGCCUGAAGAAGAAAAGAAUGAGACCUUGAAGAGUGAACGAGAGCAGAGGCUGUCUUUCCGCUCCUUCUUUAAGACCCUGAGCGACCUGCGUGGGAAAGAACGCUCCCUCCUGCACGGGGACUUCCUGUCGCUCCACAAUGACACCACUUCCUUGGCCUUUUUGCGCCAAUGGGACCAGAGCGGACGUUACAUAGCUGCCGUCAACUGGGGGGACGUGGCCACCACACUCCGCCUGGUACACCCAGACCUGCCGGCUGAAGCCACAGUGGAGCUCAGCACAGAUCCCAUCAAACUUGUUCCGGAAAGUUCCGCGAACCUGGGCGAGCUGGUCCUGGAGGGUCAGCAGGCUGUGCUACUUCAGUUCCCCUUCACUGACUAGCCAGGCGACAGAGCAGCAUGUGGGCGGUGGUUCAAGUAGAUGAGGGGUAGAUGAGUCUUUUUUUUUUGCCCCUGCGCUGAUAUUAUUAGAACUUGUCACAUUUCUUCAUUUGAACAAAUGAUAUGCUCUCUGAAUAUCUUUUCAUGAUCUAAGAUAUCUAUGCCUGUGACAGAUGCUGCUGUGCCUGCAUUUGUACACCGCUGAGUUUACACAUCUACGCUUUACUCAGUACAAAGGUCAAUUUCAGAAUCCAACAUAAGCCUUUCUCCCUCACCUCAAAGCCACCUGUCCUCUCCACACGUUUCCUGACCGCUGUUUCAAUACAUUCCAGACAAAAUAGAAAAAGGCAUUGACUACUGAAUUUUCUACUCUUGUUUUACAAUUAGACAAAGUUUGUUUUUAAAUUUAGCUCCAUUUAAGUACAACUUCUGUUGCAAAAAAAGAGGCAUGUAUAGGAGCUCAAAACAUGAAAAAAUGAAUUGGAAAAACUGUUGUUUUCCAAUAGUAUUGUUUCAUGUAGAAAAUGCAUUGUUUCCUUAGCAUUGACAUGAAAACAAAACAAGUACAGAAAGGCUCAAAUAAAAGCCAUGUUGUA
Messenger RNA from Conger conger (European conger), 2340 nucleotides. RefSeq names its product amino acid transporter heavy chain SLC3A2-like. Gene Ontology annotation, biological process: carbohydrate metabolic process; amino acid transport. Lineage: Eukaryota; Metazoa; Chordata; Actinopteri; Anguilliformes; Congridae. The transcript has 9 exons. The coding region runs from base 213 to 1745 and encodes 510 amino acids. The record is from RefSeq and is a predicted model, not a curated record.